UGGUACACGGGUCAACGCACUGCUGUUGGCGCAUGUUGCGUAUCGAGGGAGGCGAAGGAUAGCAAGAGAAGGGAGAGAGAGCUAGAUUAUCGCCUACUGAAGGCCAGUCUAUUUAGUACUGGAACCUGACUGGGGGAGACAAUGACCGAAAAAGUGGAUCCCCGCGAAUUCGAGAAGAAGACGCAGGACGAGCUGGACGAUAUCCUCAACAGCGCGCUGGACGAUCUUGAGGACGAUGAGGACUUCGCCACGGCGGGGACAGACGACCGGAUGCAGGGGGUGGGGGACGCCCAGGGCAUCAAGGCCAUGGAGGACGACGAAGAAGACCGAGCGGCCAAAACCCUGCAGACUCUCAUGGACGACUUUUCCAACCCUGAGAUAGCCGACUCCCUGGAGAAGGCGUUCCGACACCUGGGGGGGCACGCGGAGGGGGAGGAUCUCCUGGGGGAGAGCCUGCGGGCGGCGAAGGCGGCUGAAAAGGAGGAGGCGGAGAAAAAAGCGAAGGACGCCGGAAAGACCGAUCCAACUGACAGCAAACGACAGGGAGCACCGGAUAGACCAGACGACAACCGACCACCUGCAGCUGCUAGUGCUGCUGCACCAGCAUCAGGAGGGGCAGGGGUAGCGGCGGGCGAGUACGGUUUUGGAGAGGGGGAGGGGGGUACGGAUAUGGAUCGGACGAUUUUUCGGACGCUGGAAAUGCUGUCGAAGAGUGGAGCGGAGAUGGAAGGGCAGGAGGCGGCGGCGAUGGAGGGGGCCGGGGAGGAUAUGAUGCGACAAAUGAUGGGAGAGUUCGGGAAGAUGGGAGAGAAAGAGGAUUACAACGGGGUCAUGGACAACAUCAUGCAGCAGCUGCUGUCGAGGGAGUUGAUGUACGACCCGAUCAAGCAGAUCUGCGAUACCUACCCGGAAUGGCUGGCGACACACCGAGAGAGGUUAGCGCCAGCUGACUACCAGCGGUACGGCCAGCAGUAUCAGAGCUUUCAGAGAGUUCUCGCCGUGUACGAGACGGAGCCGGACAACUUUCCUCGAUUAAUGGAGCUGAUGCAGGAUAUGCAGGAGCAUGGUCAGGUGCCCGCGGAAAUCAUCAAGGAGUUGGCACCAGGAUUGGAAUUCAACGCGGAAGGGGCGCCGAUCAUGCCCAACGUCGGGGAGGGAAUGAUGCCCAACCUCCCGGGGUUCCCGAUGGGCGAGGGCGCAGAAAAUUGCUGUGUCAGCUAGGGCUGUCCUUGUUGAGCCAGAACGCUUUCGCGAGCUUGACCCUUCUGCGUAGCGUAGCCUAGGGUAGGGCUGUGCGCCCGAGACGCACUACACUUAUCAUGUCGCGAAGCGAGGCGUUGUAAAGUUUGUAUGUAUGUGUGUUCAAAGCCCUUUCAGCCAAAGGAAGAAACAUUCAUACGAAACAGCGCCGACACCGCAUGUGCCGGUGCCGGAUAGACGUACCAAGUGCUGGGUCGGUGUAGAUUGUUGUAGCACUUCGCGACAGCCUUGCAAGAAACAUCGAAGAAGCAAUUGGGCACACGACCCAUUCUGUGUACUGUCGGCGAAGUCGGAAGCGCGAAGCAACGUUGUAGACGUGAUGGGGGUACACGUACAGGGUCGCGUCGACACGUUACGGAGUGGACCCCUGGAACGAAUGAAUGGAACGUUCCUUAUUUCGGAGGAAGUAGAUCGCUGAAAGUGCGUUGCCGCACGCGAGGAACUGGUACAUCUCAUUUCGUUUUGUCAGGAACAAGGAGAACAAGG
Ectocarpus siliculosus is the source of this 1746-nucleotide messenger RNA. Lineage: Eukaryota; Phaeophyceae; Ectocarpales; Ectocarpaceae. The record is from the annotation of a GenBank genome assembly.